This is a messenger RNA of Schistocerca gregaria, 655 nucleotides long. RefSeq names its product 39S ribosomal protein L54, mitochondrial-like. Gene Ontology annotation, molecular function: structural constituent of ribosome. The coding region runs from base 134 to 529 and encodes 131 amino acids. The record is from RefSeq and is a predicted model, not a curated record. Gene Ontology annotation, cellular component: mitochondrial large ribosomal subunit. The transcript is spliced from 3 exons. Lineage: Eukaryota; Metazoa; Arthropoda; Insecta; Orthoptera; Acrididae.
CAUUUGUUUACAAACUAGUCAAAGAUAAUAUUAUAGCUGGAAUGUUAUGAAACAGACCGGCAGGAGAACUACUGUGUUAGAAGUUUUGUAUGUAUGAGAAAAGUUAUAUUUGGGGGCGUGAAAGAGACAAAAUAUGAACAUUUGUAGAAAUAUACUGCAGAGGAGAUCAUGUUUUUUAAUCAACAAUUUGAUGUAUUCCAAAAAAGCAGAGGCCGGUGGCACAAUAGCUGGGCUUGGAAAACGGAAGAAACUUGGCAAAUUAGGUCCUGUAAUGGAGAAAAAGGUUCUUCCUGUAGAAACAGAUCCAGCUAGGUUAGUGUCUUAUGUUUGUGGUAGUAACAUAUACAAAGAAGGUGAAGAUAUCAAACUGAAGGAAGAUUCUGAGUAUCCAGAUUGGCUUUGGAACAUACAUACAGGCAAGCCACCUGCUUUAGAGGAAUUGGAUCCUAACACUAAAGAGUAUUGGAGAAGACUGAGGAAAAUGGCAUUGAGAAGAAAUAAUCAGUUGCAAAAGAUAAAGAAGUUUUAGGUGCAUCUGUGUACUGUGCAUGGUGAAAUAAGUGAUACAUCGAAAGUGUAGAUAAAGAGCUGUUUUAUUUAAUAGACUAUAAUUGUUUGUAUUAUACAUUUUUCAAAAUAUAUGCUGUAAAAUGUA